This is a messenger RNA of Ceratitis capitata (Mediterranean fruit fly), 2098 nucleotides long. It is a transcript of the gene RpA-70, whose product is annotated as replication protein A 70 kDa DNA-binding subunit. The coding region runs from base 165 to 2006 and encodes 613 amino acids. The record is from RefSeq and is a predicted model, not a curated record. Gene Ontology annotation, biological process: DNA repair; DNA replication; DNA recombination. Gene Ontology annotation, cellular component: nucleus. Lineage: Eukaryota; Metazoa; Arthropoda; Insecta; Diptera; Tephritidae. Gene Ontology annotation, molecular function: DNA binding. The transcript has 8 exons.
GCCUGUUUUAAAAUCGAUUGACAGCGUCUGCGAAUUUGCUUUGGUGUUCGCAAAAAGUGCAGUGCAUUUGAUCUAAUUGUGAAAUAUUUUUUAAAAUUAAAGAAAUUAAAUAAGUUUUAUUUCAACAUUAUUCCCUUAUAUUUUCGUUUCAAAUUGAAUAAAGCAUGCCGGGCGUAGCUCCUUUAUCCACAGGCGUUAUAGAGCGUAUAAUGCGAGGCGAAGAUGUGGACAAGCCGGUCUUACAAAUUCUAGGUACAAAGAAAAUAACUGGAGGUGAAACGGAUCGUUUGCGCUUACUAAUUUCAGAUGGGAAAUUUAUCAACAGUUAUUCCAUGUUAGCUACACAACUGAACCAUUUGCAUGCAGAGGGCAAACUUUCCGAGUAUACCAUAGUCCAGGUGGAUAAGUACAUUACAUCUGUGGUUAAUGGCAAGGAUACUGGGAAGCGUGUGCUUAUCAUACUUGAGCUGACUGUUUUAAAUCCUGGAGCAGAAGUUGGAGGAAAAAUCGGAACACCAGUUUCUUAUACCGAAGAAGCCGCAUCGCAAAGCAAUAAAGCAAAUGCUAGUAGUUCCAGUGCAACCACUAAACCUACUGCUCCAAUCAACAAUGCAAGAAAAGAGACCAAACCAUCCCUUUACAACAACAACAACAAUAUUUCAUUGAACCAAUCUCUAAAUUCAGGACUUACCGUUCCUAUCUCAAGUCUAAGUCCAUAUCAAAAUAAAUGGGUAAUAAAAGCACGUGUAAUGACCAAGGGACCAAUGCGUACAUGGAGCAAUGCUAAAGGCGAAGGCAAACUGUUCAGCAUGGAUUUAAUGGACGAAUCGGGGGAAAUACGUGCUACCGCUUUCAAGGAAACGGCAGAGAAAUUCUACGAUUUAAUAGAAGUUGACAGGGUAUAUUAUAUAUCUAAAUGUCAGCUAAAGCCUGCAAAUAAGCAAUUUAGUUCGCUAAAAAAUGAUUACGAAAUGACCCUCACCGGCGAAACACAGAUUCAAGCUUGCGAAGAGGAUGAUAAUGAUAUACCAGAAAUAAAAUACGAUUUGGUGCCCAUAUCCCAACUGGCUAACCUUGAACCACGUACUAGCGUCGAUACAAUUGGCAUUUGUAAAGAAGUUGGCGAACUGCAGUCGUUCACUUCACGAACCACCAAUAAAGAAUUCAAAAAGCGCGAGCUAACGCUUGUAGAUUCAAGCAACACUGCUGUGACUUUAACACUUUGGGGUGAUGAUGCUGUUAACUUCGAUGGCUACGUCCAACCGGUGAUUUUGGUAAAAGGAGCGCGUGUGAAUGAAUAUAAUGGCGGCAAAAGUAUACAAAUGGGUAAUGGAGCUGUUAUGAAAAUAAAUCCCGAUAUACCGGAAGGUCAUAAGCUACGAGGUUGGUUCGAUAACGGUGGUGGCGAGCAUAUCUCAACAAUGAUUUCAACCAGAACUGCUGGCGCUGGCGGUGGAUUUAGCACAGAGUGGUUAACAUUCCAUGAGGCCCGCGACCGUAAUUUAGGCGCAGGCGAUAAGCCAGACUACUUUCAAUGCAAAGCCGUGGUGCAUAUUGUUAAAAGCCAAAAUGCGUUCUAUAAAGCUUGUCCUCAACAGGAUUGUAAUAAAAAGGUUAUUGAUGAGAACAAUGGACAUUAUCGUUGCGAGCGAUGUAAUGCGGUUUUCCCCAAUUUCAAGUAUCGACUUUUAAUAAAUAUGAGCAUUGGCGAUUGGACUUCGAAUCGUUGGGUUACUUGCUUUAGUGAAGUGGGUGAACAAAUGUUGAAACGUUCCGCACAAGAGAUUGGUGAUCUGCUGGAAAAUAAUCCACCGGAAGGUGAAGAAGUGCUGUCUUCCAUCAACUUUAAUUCGUACAUUUUUAAAUUACGCAGCAAAAUGGAAAUGUUUGGUGAUAUGCAACGUAAUAAGUUGACGGUACAGUCGGUUGCUCCGCUAGAUUACAAAGAUUACAACAAAUAUUUGAUUAAUAACCUGAAGGAAUUAACUGGUAUUAAUAAGAUUUAAUGAAAUCUCAAAUUGUUUCAGAGAAUAUAUUUAUGUUUACAUAUUUUUUAACUGCACACAAUUAUUAAUAAAAUAUUUCUAUGUUACAUCUA